Zasmidium cellare ATCC 36951 is the source of this 1332-nucleotide messenger RNA. RefSeq names its product glycoside hydrolase family 47 protein. NCBI's taxonomy places the organism in Eukaryota, Fungi, Ascomycota, Dothideomycetes, Mycosphaerellales, Mycosphaerellaceae. The record is from RefSeq and is a predicted model, not a curated record. Gene Ontology annotation, cellular component: endoplasmic reticulum; Golgi membrane. The transcript is spliced from 3 exons. Bases 1 to 1332 code for a protein of 443 amino acids. Gene Ontology annotation, molecular function: calcium ion binding; mannosyl-oligosaccharide 1,2-alpha-mannosidase activity. Gene Ontology annotation, biological process: carbohydrate metabolic process; N-glycan processing.
AUGGGCCUCAAGGACAUUGUUGACAGGCAGCUCGAGUGGAUCGCAGCUCAAGACUUCAACAAGACGGCCGACGCACAAAUUGAUGGAUUCGACACCACAAUUCGUCUUAUCGGAGGGCUGCUUUCGGCGUACGAUCUCAUCCAAUCCGGACUUGUCCCGUACGCCAACACGUACAACAAGACCCAAGUCAAGGCUUUGCUCAAUGGCGCCAAAACGCUCGCCGACUUCAUUGCACCGCUCUUUGACACAGACACUGGUCUGCCAUACUUCUGGCUUAACACGACGACUCGGACCGGGUUUCCGGGAGCUGGCAAUACCGCUGUCGACGGAACGAUUAUUCUGGAGUAUCAUAGAUUGUCUGAUUUGACGCAUGAUGAAUCUUAUCGACGGGUGGCCGACAAGGCGGAAUCGUACCUGCUGAACCCACAGCCGCCUCCGGUCUACCCUGGUCUCGUUGGAAGCAACGUCGAUAUGAACACUGGGCUUUUCACGAAUGAAAAUGCCGGAUGGCAGAGCGGAGUCGACAGUUUCUUCGAGUACCUCAUCAAGUCUGUCGUCUACGAUCCCACACAGCAGUACGCCAACGACUAUAAGAAUUUUUGGACUACUGCUGUAGAGUCGACAUCGAAAUACUUAGCCGUCCAUCCGUAUGGACACCCAGAAUUGACGUUCAUCACCACAUUGAACAAUACGGGUGCACCAUUGUAUGAGUCGGACGACUACACCUGCUUUGCUGGUGGUAACUUUCUCCUAGGAGGUGCCUACCUCAAUCGUCAGGACUUCAUUGACCUCGGACUUGCCGUUACGGAUAGCUGCCACGCACUCUUCAACUCGACGACUUCUGGUCUCAAUCCACUGAGCUAUGGUUGGUACGGUCCUGACAACACAGCAGCCGAGUCACAGUACAACGGAAACGGCAGCACUGCGGUGGCUGCGCGGGAGUACUUCAACGAGCACGGAUACUUCAUUCGACUCGACGCGUGGGGCGCCUUGUACACGCUUUACCCCGAGCCAAUCGAAAGCAUGAUGUACGCUUGGCGUAUCACAGGAGAUACGACGUGGCAGGAGUACAGCUGGGAGGUGUUCCAAAGCUUGCAGGCUGAUGGCAACCGGCCUCCUGUGGCCAUGUCCAGUUUGACCGAUGUCACCCAGCCACGAGCUGGAGGGCAAUUCAACGAUAUUCCUAGCUACUACUUCGCAGAGACGCUCAAAUACUUCUACCUUACGUUCUCCGACACCAGCCUCGUGAGCCUGGACGACUUUACUUUCAACACUGAAGGUCAUCCGCUUAGGGUGCAGCGUGGAACUUGCUCGACUAGCGGGCGUCAUUGA